AUGAGAAUCUACAGUUGUCAUUUUUGCUCAUCACCAGUGUAUCCGGGUCAUGGGAUUAUGUUUGUGCGUAACGACGCCAAAGAAUUCCGGUUCUGUAGAUCGAAAUGUCAUAAGGCGUUCAAACAAAGGCGGAACCCACGUAAACUGCGGUGGACGAAAGCGUUCCGGAAGGCAGCCGGUAAAGAACUUGCAGUGGACACUACGCUUGCGUUUGCACAGCGUAGAAACGUUCCUGUGCGUUACAACAGGGAACUUGUCGCCACGACCCUGCGUGCGAUGUCCAGGGUCGAAGAGAUCCGCCAAAAGAGGGAACGUGCGUUCUACAAGAACCGUAUGCGUGGUAACAAAGAACGUGAUUUCGCGCGUGAUCGUGAUUUAGUGGAAUCGAAUGCGGAAUUGUUGCGUUUGAGGGAUGUGGAACUUGCGCGUGAAGCGGCCAAGGCAGAAGCGGUCGAAGCUGGCGAAGAGAGCGAAGAAAUGGAUGUGGAUGGCAGCGAAGAAAGCGAAAGCGAAGACGAAAGCGAAGCUGAACGCGAGAAACAAAAAAUUGUUCUCAAAAACAAACGCAAGAACUCGAAGAAGAUCACUUUUUGA
Messenger RNA from Lachancea mirantina, 594 nucleotides. The record is from the annotation of a GenBank genome assembly. Lineage: Eukaryota; Fungi; Ascomycota; Saccharomycetes; Saccharomycetales; Saccharomycetaceae.